Molecule: messenger RNA, 795 nt
Organism: Ectocarpus sp. CCAP 1310/34
Lineage: Eukaryota; Phaeophyceae; Ectocarpales; Ectocarpaceae
Source: the annotation of a GenBank genome assembly
AUGCUGGCCAGCGCGUGCGACGACCAGACGGUGCGCAUCUGGGAGCCGCCCCAAACGAAGCCCGAGCAACCCCCGCUUCCCCCCUCGCCUCCCGGCGACGCCUCCACCUCCGCCGCCGCUACUGCUGGUGACGCCGCAGGUUGUUCUAGUGGCUGUGGGGGCGAGGGGGCGAUGAGGGGGGUCGGUGUGAGGUUUGGUAGCGGCAGCGGCGGCGUUGAAGCGCCGUCCCCCGGGAGUAGCAACAGCAGCAGCGAGCAGAAACAACGCGGCGGCGGCGGCGGCGGGAGGGGCGGGGGUGCUAGACGCGUCAAAGUGAAGACGGAGCUCGACGUCACAGAGGGGGGACGAGAAGGCGGUAGCGGUAGCAGGAGCGGUAGCAAGGGGAAGGGAAAAGGCGGGAGACGUUCCAGCCUUGGCGUGGAGGGUGUUGAGGUGGAAGGGGGCCGGCGCUGGGGAUACGGUCUCGGACACUCUGCCGCCGCCGGCCAGGGGUGGGUAGGGGACGGCGGCGGCGGACAAGGCGACCACGAUAGCGGGUAUUCGGCGAGAAUUGCGGCGUUGCGAUGGUGACACCUGCUCGGGCCGGGGCCAGGGAAUGUACAUAUGUAGUUCAGUCGGAUUUGUGCAGUUGGUGAUGGUGUAGACUGGUCGAAGGAUAUGGGAUGUUGUGUCCAUUUUUGGUACCCGGAUUGUUUUGAUGGAUUUUUUUCGCCUCCUGUGGUUUUGUCGUCCUUCAAAUCUUGUUAAUACAACCGUAAAUUUGCUGCGCACCAUCUUCCCCAUGCCCGGUGUCUU